This is a messenger RNA of Knipowitschia caucasica, 390 nucleotides long. The record is from the annotation of a GenBank genome assembly. Lineage: Eukaryota; Metazoa; Chordata; Actinopteri; Gobiiformes; Gobiidae.
AUGUCCGCGUCCAUGGUGCGAGCCACUGUCCGAGCGGUCAGCAAGAGAAGAAUCCUGCCGACCAGAGCUGCCCUGAUCCUGACUCCUUCAGCUGUGAACAAGAUCAGAAUAUUGUUGCAGAAUAAACCAGAAUAUAUCGGUCUGAAGGUGGGAGUGAGAACCCGCGGCUGCAACGGCCUCACCUACACUCUAGAAUACACCAAGGACAAGGAGAAGUCCGACGAGGAGGUUCUGCAAGACGGUGUCCGGGUCUUCAUCGAGAAGAAGGCUCAGCUCACUCUGCUCGGCACCGAGAUGGACUUUGUUGAGUCCAAACUCUCCAGCGAGUUCGUCUUCAACAACCCCAACAUCAAGGGCACGUGCGGCUGCGGAGAGAGCUUCAACAUAUGA